Linum trigynum is the source of this 414-nucleotide messenger RNA. The record is from the annotation of a GenBank genome assembly. NCBI's taxonomy places the organism in Eukaryota, Viridiplantae, Streptophyta, Magnoliopsida, Malpighiales, Linaceae.
AUGAGCCCAUUCCCUCCAUCUUUUGGCAAUCUGUACAUAUUGGUUGCAGUGGACUACGUCUCGAGGUGGGCAGAAGCUCAAGCCAUGCCCACCAAUGAUGCAAGACGAGUCUGCUCCUUUCUGAAGCAGCUGUUCUCCCGGUUCGGGACACCCCGCGCCAUCAUUAGUGAUAGAGGAACCCAUUUUCAAGGGCAAUUCACUAAACUCCUCUCUCGCUAUGGUGUUAAGCAUCAGGUGUCGGUGGCCUACCAUCCCCAGUCAAAUGGGCAGGCCGAGCUGACGAACCGGGAGCUAAAACGAAUAAUUGAAAAGACGGUGGAUCAGUCCCGCAAGGAUUGGUCCACCAAGCUCGAUGAUGCUCUUUGGGCGUAUAGGACUGCCUAUAAAAAUCCGAUUUGGCACUUCUCCCUAUAG